Penicillium verrucosum is the source of this 513-nucleotide messenger RNA. Its product is annotated as PaaI family thioesterase. The record is from RefSeq and is a predicted model, not a curated record. The coding region runs from base 1 to 513 and encodes 170 amino acids. Gene Ontology annotation, molecular function: fatty acyl-CoA hydrolase activity. The transcript is spliced from 2 exons. NCBI's taxonomy places the organism in Eukaryota, Fungi, Ascomycota, Eurotiomycetes, Eurotiales, Aspergillaceae.
AUGUCAGGCAACGCAAUAGGCGCACCGUCCAGGAAACUGGACGAGUUCGAGGAACUCGUCUACGAGUAUACGGCGCGAAUGGGCCUAGGGAACGAAGCACAUUGGGAUGUCGACGCCCGCAGCUGUAACCUCCGCUUCGAAUCCGCAACCCGCGGUCCUCCGGCUACAGUCUCGUUCCUGUUGACGAUUACUCCUACGCUGAGUAAUUACAUGGGCAAUCUUCACGGAGGCUGUGCUGCUACUUUGAUCGAUGUUCUAUCAACGACUAUCUUGUUGGGCAUUUCCGAGCCUGGGAAGUUCUCUUUCGGUGGUGUUAGUCGCAAUCUCAAAGUGACUUAUCUGCGGCCUGUACCUACGGGAACUGAAGUGCGGCUUGUUUGUGAGGUUAUUCAUGUUGGGAAGAGGUUGGCUUUGCUUCGGGCUGAGAUUCAGAAGGCGGAGAGUCGGGAUAUUUGUGUGAUUGGGGAACAUGAGAAGGCAAAUACCGAUCCGGAGGUGACGCAGAGGAUCUGA